Funneliformis caledonium is the source of this 214-nucleotide messenger RNA. The record is from the annotation of a GenBank genome assembly. NCBI's taxonomy places the organism in Eukaryota, Fungi, Glomeromycota, Glomeromycetes, Glomerales, Glomeraceae.
AUGACUAGUCUUCUUCGAGGACCCAACCGUUCAUUAUAUAAAGAAUUUACCCCAUUUGCAUAUUUCUCUUAUCAAUUAGGACGAGAAACUUUUCAACAAAGUUACCUUGGUAUUUCAAACAAGGUAUCAAUCGCUGGUUUGUUAAACCUUAGAUUUCUUGCACAACAACCUUUAUAUGCAAAUCAAAUACAAAUUCACAUUUUAGGAACUGAAA